CAUGUCACUCCAACCCUACCCUACUUGGUUCAGCAGUGGCGGUGGCCGUAUUACCCUUGACAAAUCAAACGUACAUGAGUCUAACCCACCUGAGUUUGAAGCUUUUGAUGUUUUGAGGCCAAGGGGACCCCCAGACGAAGAGACACAAGCUGCAACUUUGUCAGUAUUGAGCGUUGACAUGCGUGUGACGGAGAACAAAAAAGACCACAACACUGACAAGUACGUGAACUCCAACCUCAUCGUGCGCAGGAAUAAAGAGUUCACCAUCGUCAUCAAAUUUAACCGGGCCUUAAAAGAACAAGAGGACAAUGUGCAGUUGGAGUUCCUGAUUGGCAGUUCACCUGAUGAAAACAAGGGCACCUACAUCAUUUUACCCAUGGGUAAAGAGAAACCUGGCGUGCACUGGAAGAGUCGUGUGGUUGAAACGCAAGGCGAUUAUGUGACAGUGGGCAUAACACCAGACGCCAAAUGCAUCAUUGGCCGCUUCCGAAUCUUUGUUGUGGUAGUGAGUGAUUUGGGAAAACAGCGCACUGAGAGGAACCCUGACACCGAUUUCUAUGUGCUGUUCAAUCCUUGGGACCCCGAGGAUCAAGUGUACAUGGACAAAGAUGAAGACAGACAGGAAUACGUGAUGAAUGAUGUGGGUGUCAUCUACAAUGGAGAAUUCAACAACAUAACCUCCCGUUCAUGGAACUUUGGACAGUAUGAAGAGGGGGUUCUGGAUGCCUGUAUUUUGGUUCUGGAUUCUGGGAAAGUACCACUAGUGUUCCGUGGAAAUCCCACUGAAAUAGUUCGGCAAGGAUCAGCUCUGCUGAAUGCCCAGGAUGAUGAUGGUGUCAUGGUUGGCAACUGGAGUGGUGAAUACUCCGAAGGCACAGCACCCACUGCCUGGACAGGAAGUCCUGAAAUCCUGCUCAAAUAUGCCAAAGAGAGUAGUGUGCCUGUGUGCUUCGCUCAGUGCUGGGUGUUUGCCGGGGUGAUGAACACUUUUAUGCGCUGUCUCGGGAUCCCUGGACGGGUUAUCACCAAUUUCUGCUCUGCUCAUGACAACACGGGCAACCUGAAGACAGAUAUUGUGCUGGAUGAAAAUGGGAAAGUGGACCGAAGCCGAACUAAAGAUUCAGUCUGGAACUACCACUGCUGGAAUGAGGUGUACAUGAAGAGGCCGGAUCUGCCUGAACAGUUCUCUGGCUGGCAGGUGGUCGACUGCACUCCUCAGGAGACCAGUGAUGGUCUUUAUCGAUGUGGCCCGACGUCUGUCAAUGCCGUCAAAGAGGGAGAGCUCAGCUAUCCAUUCGAUGCAAAGUUUGUCUUUGCGGAGCUGAACAGUGAUGUGAUAUACCAUCAGUCUACUAAGCAAGGAAAAAUGAAGAUCAUCUAUGUGGACACCAUGUAUGUGGGGAAGCUUAUUCUGACUAAAAAACGGGACAGUAGUGAUUAUGAGGACAUCACUUCUAACUAUAAAUAUCCAGAAGGAAGCAUCAAGGAGAGAGAGAUCAUGCAGAAUGCAGAGCAUUCUGGCCUUGCUACCAGAGACUACAUGCCAAUCGCUGAAGCAGGUGUGGACAUCGAGCUCCAGGCUGACACCAUCAAAAUGGGCGACAACUUCAAGCUGACAAUGAUCAUAAAGAACCAGACCAGCCAAACCUGCACCGUCAAUGCCACCAUCACUGGCUGUGUGGUGUUUUACACCGGCGUCACCAGCUCGACCUUUAAGCUUGAAAACAAAACUGCAACUGUUGACGCCUCGAAGACCAAGUACCUGACGGUAGAUAUCAAUGCUGCGGAGUAUACACCCCACCUGGUGGAACAGGCCAAACUGCUCUUUGUGAUGUACGGGAGCAUUGAGGAAACCAACGCAUCCAUUACCACAAUGAAAGUUGUCACUCUUCUACCUCCUGAACUCACAAUAAAGAUGUCUGGAUCUCCCCGAGUUGGCAAAGAUCUCACGGUCACUGUGGAAUUCCUGAAUCCUUAUAAUUUCAUGCUGGAAAAGGUUCAGCUCCGACUUGAUGGGCCUGGUCUGAUACCGAUCAAAAUUAAAAAUUACAGCCAGAUAUUACCUGGUGGCUCCGUGAAAUAUAAAGUGCUGAUAGUCCCUCGGUCUCCUGGGAAGAAGGUGCUGAUGGCAUGCCUAGACUGCCCUUUACUGAGACAGGUCACCAACCAGCUGGAAAUCGAAGUAGUGAAAGAUUAAUGACUGAGUGAACAAGACACAGUGGCACAAG
Messenger RNA from Megalobrama amblycephala (Wuchang bream), 2228 nucleotides. Its product is annotated as coagulation factor XIII A chain-like. Bases 2 to 2197 code for a protein of 731 amino acids. Gene Ontology annotation, biological process: blood coagulation, fibrin clot formation; peptide cross-linking. The record is from RefSeq and is a predicted model, not a curated record. Lineage: Eukaryota; Metazoa; Chordata; Actinopteri; Cypriniformes; Xenocyprididae. Gene Ontology annotation, molecular function: protein-glutamine gamma-glutamyltransferase activity. The transcript is spliced from 14 exons.